This is a messenger RNA of Cryptosporidium ubiquitum, 405 nucleotides long. RefSeq lists its product as uncharacterized. The coding region runs from base 1 to 405 and encodes 134 amino acids. The transcript has a single exon. Lineage: Eukaryota; Apicomplexa; Conoidasida; Eucoccidiorida; Cryptosporidiidae. The record is from RefSeq and is a predicted model, not a curated record.
AUGUUAGGGACUACAAGACUUCCAGGCCAUGACUCAUCCUCGAAUGAUUCAAACCCAAAGGAUGACCCAUCAAGGAGACUAAAAAACUUCCAAGUGCCAACUCCUGAAAUAUAUAAAAGAUUUUUGGUUAGUACUGGUGUUUAUGCACUAUUUGGUACAAUUAUUUCCGGAGCCAUUGGUUCAAUUGCGUUCAAAUCACCAAUGUCAAGAAGAUUUGCACUGGGAGUGGGUUUUGGAGCAGGAUUAGGUUGGGGCAUCAAAUCUGCUGAUGACUUUAUUAAAUAUACAGAAAGAAAGAAUUUUGUCCCACCUUUUCCAAAAUCAUCUGAUGAAUGGAUAGAUAAAAGUGUACUUACUUUCCAGAGACUCAAGAAUACUUUAAAGAAUGCAUUCGAGAAGGAAUAA